Messenger RNA from Pollicipes pollicipes, 2914 nucleotides. RefSeq names its product terminal uridylyltransferase 7. NCBI's taxonomy places the organism in Eukaryota, Metazoa, Arthropoda, Thecostraca, Pollicipedomorpha, Pollicipedidae. The transcript has 17 exons. Bases 164 to 2914 code for a protein of 916 amino acids. Gene Ontology annotation, molecular function: zinc ion binding; RNA uridylyltransferase activity; nucleic acid binding. The record is from RefSeq and is a predicted model, not a curated record.
AGGGAAAGGGGUUUGGGUGAUGGUUGGACGCUGUAGGAAGUGCCUGCAUGGCAGGUAGCCUGUUGUUUUAUGUUCAGUAACUGUUGUUUGCCAAUGCAAAUGUCGCAUUCAGGUGAGAUUGCCCCGUUCCUCUGAGCCGCCGCCGCCACCCGUUUUAGCUGCGAUGGAUGCGGAGGGCGUCGUGUCGGCGCCGGCGCCGCCGCCGUCGCUGCCGUCGCCGCCGCCUCCCGACGUGACCGCAGUGACGACCCAGCUCCGAGACGGGCUGGAGCUGGACGAGACGCGCGACCGGGCCGCGGCGGAGAGCCUACCGGAGGGCAACGGCGCGCCACCGAACGGCAAGACCAUGGCACAGGAGGAGAAGAGCUGGCCGCCGGAGAGCGGGAGCGCGCCGCCGGACGCGGAUGAGGGGCCGGUCGUGGUCACGUACCGCUGGGAGCUGGUGCGGCCCGGCUCGCUGAACGGCUUGAAGCGGCCGCCGCUGGUGUUCGACGAGGACGCCCAUUUCAAGGAGGCGUCCAGCAAACGCUGGAGGCCGCAGGGGCCGCUCAAAAAGCUGCUGGAGGCCAACCACUUCACUCUGCUGAAAAAGGCGCCGGUACGCCACAAGAACUCCAAGUACUGGUGCAAGAUCUGCGACCUGCACUGGGACACGCUGCUGCAGGUGGAGAAGCACGCGGCCGACAAGCGUCACACCGCCAGCCGCCGGCGUCAUGAGGAGAUGACCGCGGUAAGCACGCUGCCGGGACCGACGCCGGCGCAGACGUCUUGCCUCACCGGCCUGCUCAGCCGGCUGUACGAGGAGCGCGGCCUCACCCCGCACCGGCUGGCGGAGCGGCGCCGCGUCGCCGACCAGCUCAGGCAGACCGUGCUCGACGGCCUCCGACAGCAUUUCGACGGCGCCGAGUACGCCCUGGAGACGUUCGGCUCCGCACGCCACGGCUGCGGCUUCGCCGACUCGUGCCUGGACAUGGCGCUGCUGACGCCCGACGACAGUGUCGGCGCGCCGCAGCUGACACACGCCAUCCACGUGCUGGAGCAGAGCCAGCUGUUCACGGAGGUGAGCCACGACUUCCACAGCUGGGUGCCGUGCGUGCGCUGCGUGCACGCAGCCAGCGGCCAGCCGUGCCUGGUCGGCCUGGGCGCCGGCAAGGACGUGCAGCUGGCGCAGCUGGUGCAGCUCUACACGACGCUGGACGAGCGCUGCGCGCCGCUGGCCGUGGCGCUCCGCCACCUCGCGCAGGUGUGCGAGAUGGAUCGGCCCAAGGCUGGCUCGCUGCCGCCGUCCGCCUUCAUGCUGAUGACCAUCUACUACCUGCAGCAGUGCCAGCCACCCGUGCUGCCCGUGCUGCACGAGCUGGCGGGAGUUGACCCCAGCGACCCGCAGGCCAAGCUGGACAUCGAUCUGGCGGCGGGGACGGCCGCCGGCUGGCGCUCGGAGAACACGGACGACCUGGGGCUGCUGUGGCUGCGCCUGCUGCGGUUCUACGCGCUGGAGCUGACUGGCAGCAAGGUGGUGGUCUCGAUCCGACAGAGGGAGCCGGUCACGUGCGAGGACAAGGGCUGGGGCAACAAGAAGAUCUCCAUCGAAGACCCGAUCCAGAGCAAGCGCAACAUCUCGCGCAGCAUCAGCAGCAGCGCCGUGGCGGACGUGAUCGUGGACCGGCUGCGCGCCGCCUGCCUGCUGUUCGGCGUACCACGCACGGCCGAGGGCGCCGCCAGCAUGCCGCUGGUAUGCAGCGUCUGCCAGAAGGCUGGCCACGUGAUGGACGACUGCCCGACGCUGGUGGUGCCGGCGCCGGAGCCGCUGCCGCCCGCCUCCGAGCAACAGAUAGCCACGCUGGACCGACUCUGCCGCUCCGCGUUCGACGACUGGGCGCUGCCCUCGGAAGAGUACGUGGGACGCCAGAAGAUGCUGGAGGGCGUCGAGUCCUACAUCCGCCACUAUUGUUUCCCCUCGGCUCGGUUGACGCUCUUCGGCUCCUCGUGCAAUGGCUUCGGUUUCCGCAACUCGGACCUCGACAUCUGCAUGACGUUCGAGGACUGCACCGAUCCGCAGGCGCUGGACCAGGCGGAGAUCAUCAAGAAGCUGGCGAACGCGCUGAGCCGGCUGCGCUCCCUCUGCAACAUCAUCCCCAUCACGACGGCCAAGGUGCCGAUUGUCAAGUUCACGGACCGUCGCACGCGCCUGGAGGGCGACAUCAGCCUGUACAACACGCUGGCACAGCACAACACCAUGCUGCUGCACACGUACGCCCGGAUCGACAGCCGUGGACGGAUGCUCGGCUACAUGGUGAAGCUGAUGGCCAAGAUCUGCGACGUGUGCGACGCGUCGCGCGGCAGCCUCUCCUCCUACGCCUACACGCUGAUGAUGAUCUACUACCUGCAGCGGUGCCAGCCGCCUGUGCUGCCCGUGCUGCAGGAGCUGGGUCGGCACUGGCCAGACGCUGGCGCCAACCGCAGCAGCGUCGGCGAGCUGUGGCUCGGCUUCCUCCGCUUCUACGGCGAGCAGUUCGACUUCGAGCGGCACGUGGUGUGCGUCCGCCUGGCGCACACACUCACCAAGUUUGAGAAGCUCUGGAACGGCGCGUUCAUCGCCAUCGAGGACCCCUUCCUUCUCAGUCACAACCUGGGCGUCGGCGUGCGCAGGAAGAUGGCGGCCUUCAUCCGGCGCACGCUGCUGAAAUGGCGCCGUCACCACCUCGGCUACGUGCCGGGCACGCUGCCGCCCGGGUUUCGCGACUGCAGGGCGUUUCUGAUGUCGUCCGAGCACCUGUGCGAGGGGCCGCCGCCCAACGCUAGCGGGUGCCACGUGUGCGGCCACAUCGGCCACUGGGCCAGCGACUGUCCGCGCCGUCGCGGCCGCGCCGCGCCCGCCGCCAAAGAGACGGCGCACUGCCAGGGCGGCCUGUAG